CACGCGCGCGCGAGGGCUGGGUGACUGACGUUUGAAGCGGCGCCUUGAGGCAGAACCUCACUCGGCGGAGCUCGCGCUGCGCUCGCGCCACGUUCCGGCCGCCCGGCUCUCGCUCGCCUUUUAACAUGAGCAAGUGGAGUCAUGCCUGCAUUCCGCCCACCGAGAACCCGCAGAGAAUAAGAGCUCGACCAGCCUGACAUCCCCUGUUCCACAUGAAGAAGGCUAAGAUCAGUGGAAGUGCAUGUGUGUUAGUCCUGCUGUUUUCGAGCCUUGUAUCCUGUUCUGGUGUUUUUGGGAGCCCUCUGACAGAUGAUGUGGCCACUUUAGACACACUUAGAGAAAAUCUUCCAGAGGAUUACAAAAUUCCGGUUCGUUUCAUUUCUAAAGACGUGGGAGGGACGUGCUGGCUUCAUCUCAACCUGUUUCCACUGGAGAUCAGUUUAAAGGCGCUAGCCCUCAAGUUUGGCAACCUUUCCACCAACAGAGAAAACAUUACAAUUUUCAUCACCAUGCUUCAAGGGCUUCGCUUCACUGUUGACAACGAGGAGCUGGAGGCGACAAUGCAGGUCUUCAAGUGCCAUUACCAGAGUGAGAGCUGGUCCACCAGGCGCUAUUUUGACCACGUCAAGGAGGUUCUCGGGGCGUUUGCCUCGGCACCUCGCCAGUUUCAUUGUAUCCCUCCCCCCUGCCCUACGGUUCCUCCCAUUACGCCAGGACAAGAUAGCCAGAAGGAGGUGAUUGACGGCGUGGUUCCCAGCCUUCUGGCUUUGCUCGUCAUCUCCUGCAUUGCCACGCUGGCACUUGCUCUCAGAACAGUAAUUCUCCGGAAAGCGUGCUGUGCGAAGAGGAGAUACGAAACAGACGUGAACAGGUUUCCCGGACCUGAGAGAUCGGAGACACAAAGUGACCCUGAGGAUGGAAGCAUAGCCUCACACAAUGACCCUGAAUCAUCUCCACUACACAAACAAUGCAGGGCGCAGCAGGAUAGUUUGGGGUCGGAAGACACAGGAGUUUAAUCCAGCACACCUGCAGGAGUUGAUCUGAACGUUUGUGAAGUGCAUAAACAAGUAAAGAAGGGACUGUAAAGCGAUGGGACUGGCAGAAGCAUGGGACACACUUACUGCUUCCUACCAAGAGAGGAGAACAUCAGCUUCCUCUUUGUUGUACUCUAAUAACAAUUGGAGUUUAACGCAGUUAGCCAUGUCUCCAGUUCCCCCUUGAAUAACCCUGACUGAAUCUCAAGCCCCCAGCUUUCCAGUAAAUGAUGAAUGAAUCUGUAUGUACAAAGAAUGCACGCACAGGAUGGCAUGGCAUCCUUGAAAACAGUCUGCUUCAGGCCUGCUGGAACGCUUUGGGGAGCCGACAGCUUCUGCUUCAGGACAGGAAGCGCGGGUCUUUUUGAAGAGGAUGCUGGGUGGCAUGUCGGAGGCAUGUCCACUGCAGUGCCUGCGGCAGGUCUGUGCCUUUGAGUCCAGCCGCCGGAGCUGCAGGCUGCAGGCCACCGCUCAGAGGAUAAAUGGCUUUUUUGUGUCCCGCUCCGUCCCGCACGGCCGCGGUGGCUCGGGGCUCACUUCGCGUUGCAGCAAAACACUGCUGCAGAACAGAGAGCGUGCUUGUCCUGAGGUAUGUGCGGUUGGGUGCGCUGGACGGCAGCUCCGCGGUCUUCUGGGGGAUUCCAACUCCUUCAUUGAGUUUUAUGAAUGAUUUCUGUGGCCACAGAGUCACUGAUGACCCACGUGUGGAGUUUGUGUGUAUGAGAUGGCAUGUGAGGAUGCUUGCAUUGUGAUUUACAGGAUGUUUGGAUGUUUUUGUGAGGGAGAGGAGGUUUUCAGGUGUAAAUGUGAAGGAUGCAGUGUUUUACAGAGCAGGGCAACCCUUUAAACCCUGUGGGACAGUGUGUGUGAACCUAGUGCUGGGCAUUAUUAGUGCUGGGCAUUACUCAUUAAAUUCAUAUUUAAGAUUUUACAAGUAUGUAAGUAUAAUGUUGGAUGGUAUUUAGUUUUUUAGUUAAUAACAUUAUUGAUCCCACACUCUGCAGUGGUAGUUUUUAGGCAUAACACAAUCAUGUUUGGAUUACCCCCUGCCAAGCCCUAAAAAAUAAAUACAAUUUUAAAAUAAAUGUUUAAAAGCCUGAAAAUUAAACAAAUUUCAUAUUCGUGUUUGUGUGCACUUUUAGAGACUCAAAAUUUGCUUCUUUAUUUGUAAAAAAAAAAAAAAAAGGUACAAAAUAGUAAUGGGUCUGCUUUAUAACAAUAUGUGACUGACUCUCUAAAUCUAAAGUUCAAUCAUCUAUUAAAUCUAAUAUUUUCUAUAAAGACAUGCUAAAUCUUAAUGCAAAACAGCAAUAGUUGUACAUACAUACUUUAAAGUAGCAGCAGCAACAUCCCAUGAGUGGACAGUACUAUAAAACAUGCAGGGUCAGAGAAAAGAUAAUGUUUCUUUAUUUAUUAUAAUGUAUAAAGUAAUUUGUAAGUUUUAUUAACUAUUCAUCCACUUAAUGUUUACAGUUGCUGUGGAUUCUGCCAAGUAUUCAUGCUCAUAUUAGGUCACACAUAAAUAAAAUAUAUGUUACAUUAAACAAAAAAAAAUGAGUAUUAUUUAUUUGCAGUAGUAUUUAUUUGCAUACAAUCCACAUCACGUGGGAGACUGUGGUUCAAUUCAUGGCCUGGGUGACUUAAUGCUGCACUACACCAAUAAGAGUCCUUGGGCAAGACCCUUAACACUACACAACUGUAAGUUGCUCUAAAUAAGAGUCUGCUAAAUGCCAUGAAAAUGUAAAUGCAAUUGAAAUAUUUUUAUAAUGUUUAAUCAACAAUUAAACCUAAAGUUGAAGUAA
Messenger RNA from Astyanax mexicanus (Mexican tetra), 2836 nucleotides. RefSeq names its product kit ligand b (gene kitlgb). The record is from RefSeq and is a predicted model, not a curated record. Lineage: Eukaryota; Metazoa; Chordata; Actinopteri; Characiformes; Acestrorhamphidae. The transcript is spliced from 8 exons. Bases 213 to 1016 code for a protein of 267 amino acids. Gene Ontology annotation, molecular function: cytokine activity; stem cell factor receptor binding. Gene Ontology annotation, biological process: positive regulation of cell population proliferation; cell adhesion. Gene Ontology annotation, cellular component: plasma membrane.